AGGAAACUCGGAGCGGCUGUGGACACUUUAGGAUUUGUAGAUAGAAGUGGCGUGAAGCUAUAAAUGCUCCCCCAAACGUUCCUGAGGCCAACGAGGCGGCUGUUACAGAAGAUAACAGUUGUCGUAUAAUGUACGAGUGUCGCUCAAGUGGAACUGGCGCGGAAAGGUUUUCGAUAGAUGUUCUGUCGGUGGGCCUUGCGCCGUGUUUCGGGUUGUGCGUGCUAAGUGGUUGUCAGUCGAGUGGUCGCUUUGUCGUGUCACUAAUCACAUGGCAAGCGUUGACCGCAUUGUUUACAGUCGAGUGAUCGCUUAAGCGCGAUGUCGCGAUUUGGAAUAGUUCCUGUUUUUGACGUUAAGCAGCUCGGCUCUUCUGACCACGGCAAAGGACGUCUUCUGACAGCGCUUCAAGAGGCUAUAAAGCAGGUGCAGAAUGUUGCAGAGCCUGCUGGCACAAAUGGUAUGACAGAAGACACUCCGGAGGCUUGCUGGUUGUGUCAGCAUCUUGACAGAGUGUUUCUCUAUGGCCUGCAGGAGCCUCAGUGGGGCUAUUGGCCGUGGGUGCGCAAGUUCACACACCCUGCCGCUCAGCAGGAAAUUGCUUCCCUGUCGGCAGUGUCCACCGACCUUGGAUAUGGCCGUGCCUGGCUCUUGGCCAGUCUGAAUGGAGGACUGUUGGAGAGCUACAUGCUCUCGUUCCGCCAGAACUUGCGGCUGCUGCGCAAGGGCUACUCACUGAACUCUCUCCUCAGGGAUCCACAAUACUUGGACCUGCUUGCCACCUUGCUUUCAGGAUUGGAACACAUCCCUUUCAGUCUGAACCAGAAUGCCUGGCCAAAGAUCAUAUCACAUCGCCAGUCUCUACUUCAUGUGGAUGAUGAUGUUGUGGUGCUACCUCAGGGAGUGUCUGUGAUGACCAUAUCGUCAACAGACAGUUCGACCAGCUCUCGUGAGGACGACUCGGGAAUCCAGAGCGUUCGUGUCUCUUGUGCCACGCUUUCUUCUCUGGCAUCACCUGCGGAAGAAGUGCACGUCCCCGAGACUUGUGAUUGUGCCGAAUGUGCUGCCUUUCUGGACCGACAGCGCAUUCAGCGGAUCAUCAACUUAGAUGUCGUUCCACCAUCAUCUGGUGACUGUAACGAGGCUGCUGAUUUAGAACUUGAGGUGACGCGAGUUGUGAUAACGCGGCGCAAAGGUGGAGGCCAGAGUGCCACGAAGCCAAGAACGUUGUCAACGUGCGGAAGUGAAGCUGUGACAUCAGUGACCUGCAAGGCGAAAAACGUCGAUGACAAGGUGUGUGCUGUGCUUAGGCAGACACUGGCUCAAGCAGAAAAGCAGGAGUUCUUGCAGGGAGCCCCGUCGAGUGAGAAAGCAAGGACUGGAUGUUUUGCUUCGUUAGCCGAGUCAACCGUUUCCAUGGUAGACUCUGGAUGUUAUGCAUUUGCGGAAGGUGACAGAGGUGCCCCAGAUGGCUGCGAAGGAGGUGCAACUGAUGAAGCUGAGCCAGAAGGCAGGACAACAGAUGACUGUGAACCGAACGAGGAAGUGUUUUCCAUUUAUGAUCAUAGUGACAAGUGUGCCUCUGACAUGACAGCCAGUGGCAUCGGUGAUGACAGUGGUUCUGCUGUACAAGGAAAGCCAGCAGAGCCUCCAAACUACGUUGAACCAGAACUGCUUGUAGAGACAAGCAAGAAAGAAGGAUUCGAUAUCAAAGUAGAGAAUAGUGCUCUUCUCUAUCUGACACUCAAGGUAUUUGAAUUGGAUGACGAGAAACUGUAUAAGAUGUUUCUGGCAUGGAAGGGCUUUGAUGGAAGAGGACUGCUGGAGCCUAUAUAUGUUCUAAUGACAAACAAAUUUCUGUACAUACUGAGGCCUGGGGCUGAGGUGAACCAGUUUGUUGUCGACUUUUCGGUGUGCCUCAGUGAAGUCAAGGUGGUCACCGUCUGGCUGAACUACCAGGGCUUCUCCCUGACUUGCAACUCUGGGAAGAAGACAGAUGUGGCUACUGGCCAUGCUGAGUUAACAAGGAAUAUUCUCUCAAGCUUGGAUCUAGCCGUUCGGAGAACUCACAAUGGUGUCAAGUGCCUUCCAUCUAUAGUGAGUCACUGCUCUGAACAGCUAGAUGCUUUGAAGAAGCUCUUGGCCCAUGAGUUGAAAGCCCAAGAGGACGGUGGGCUCGUUGUAAAGGACUACCACCUGGUGCACUGGGAGAAGUGCACCCAGUCCUCACCGGGUGAUUUCGCUUGUGGGCCCAGUGUGGGCGGUCCCCUUAUGUGGAGAUUCCUCGAAGGAACACCAGGCGAGAGAGGAAGAAGCACUGGGAAGCUGGCUACCUCUUGCGGAAACAAGGCUGGGGUACUGUACAGGUUCUCAAACCAAGGGGACACCAUACCUAGUGCCACUUACCUUGUCAGCGGUGUCCACUGUGGUUCUUGCCAGGCUGUUUCCAAUGUUGGCCGGCCGCAUGCCUUGCAGCUGAACCUGGCUCCUUCUGGUGGUGCCUGCCUUCAGCUCGCUGCUUCCAAUGAGGCAGAGAUGGAGCGUUGGGUUCAUGCACUCACUGAAUCCGGGCAGGCCUCCUUCGUGGGGUGCUCUGGAUCUAUGGGUGGCAUGGUGGCCUGCUGCCUAGUGUUGGUGGGUGACCUUAUGUUGACCUUGGUCGAGGGGUCAAGAGUCUUAGGUGUUGGAGUCAUCAUCGACCUGAGUGUAGUGCGCAGUGAGAACAACUUCUGCAUUAUGGAGUUUGAUGGGGGUGAGGCUGAGAGCUGUGCUUACAACUGGAUCUUUUGGUUUGCCACUGAAGAAGAAAAGAAUGAGUUCCUCAGCCUUGUCUCCAUUUCUUGGCAAGAAAUGUUCAAGCUGCAGACAUCGUCGUUAGACGUCUUCAUCGGUAUCGCUGCUCGGGCUCGGCUCGUCAUCACUGCUCGGGUCAUCUGCACGUUCAUGUAUCCAGUCGUCCUCAGUGCCGUCCAUGGCAUUGGAAAUCCCGGUGUCAACGUUUGCACAACCAAGUCAAAGGAUGGCAACUGCUGGGCAGUGUUAGUUGUUACAAAGAUCAUGCAGCGGACGGAAGGCUUGGAAUCUGCAAGCGAGAUCAUAUUUUUGGACUCAACAGCCUCCUGCGAUGAGUCACAGGCUACCGUUGCUAUUUUGGUAGAGCUGCAAGGUCACGAGCGACCCAUAGCAAUGGUGACACAGACUGACUGUUCGACAAGUCAAGCUGAGUCAUCUGCUGCUUCACUGACUGCAACGUCAUCCAUCAUCUUGGAGCAAUAUCCUGACCUGGGCAUGUUUUCUGGAGCCAGUAAAGUUGACAUAGAGGACUGGCUGAACUGGCAAGAAUAUGUCAGCACUAGCAACUGUUAG
This is a messenger RNA of Rhipicephalus sanguineus (brown dog tick), 3363 nucleotides long. RefSeq names its product pleckstrin homology domain-containing family M member 2-like. Gene Ontology annotation, cellular component: endosome membrane. NCBI's taxonomy places the organism in Eukaryota, Metazoa, Arthropoda, Arachnida, Ixodida, Ixodidae. Gene Ontology annotation, biological process: lysosome localization; Golgi organization; regulation of protein localization. Gene Ontology annotation, molecular function: kinesin binding. The record is from RefSeq and is a predicted model, not a curated record.